AUGCGCAGCAUAGACGUGGUGGAGACGGCCAUCACGUCAGCCCGACGCAUCGCUGGCGCGACCGCUAACGUGGCAUCCGCAAUCGAGGACGGGCUCCUCGUGAGCAUCGUGCUAAGCAAGUUGGAUGAGGAUAGCCUGGCCAGAGUCGCUCGCCGGGCAGACCAGCAAGCGAUCCCUACGUGGAAGGAGCUUAGGGACGAGCUCGAUAAAAUGGCAAAUCAGCUCCAUUAUGAGCCGAAGCGCUCGAAGGAGGCAGGCUCCCGUGCCCCAUGCCCCAAAACCCCUCACGCUCCUUCCGCGCCGCGGAAGACAGCCUACGUGGCUCUCACACCCAAGUCAGCGCCGACGCCCGCACCGACGCCCGCGCCGACGCCCGCGCCGACGCCCGCGCCGAAGCCCGCGCCGAAGCCCGCGCCGAAGCCCGCGCCGAAGCUCGCACCGUCACCAACUCCACGCGGAAGCGGGGACGCCAAGCCGCGGCGGCAAUGUUACGCCUGGGACCAGACAGGUCACGAAAGUAAUUUCUGCCCAGAGCUGCGGGCGCGCUCAGCUUUGGAGUGCGUCAAUUAUAUUAUGGAACGUGGCAAGUGCGUCAACUGCUUCUCACGUACCCACAAGGCAACGGACUGCCCGUCGGCAAAGAGAUGUCAGCACUGCCAAGCAAAGUAUCACACCAUCUUGUGCAGCUCAGCAGUGUACCUCGAGGAAAAGAGAUGA
This is a messenger RNA of Anopheles cruzii, 717 nucleotides long. RefSeq names its product keratinocyte proline-rich protein-like. Bases 1 to 717 code for a protein of 238 amino acids. Lineage: Eukaryota; Metazoa; Arthropoda; Insecta; Diptera; Culicidae. The transcript has a single exon. The record is from RefSeq and is a predicted model, not a curated record.